Mauremys reevesii (Reeves's turtle) is the source of this 1796-nucleotide messenger RNA. Its product is annotated as folate receptor alpha-like. Bases 56 to 793 code for a protein of 245 amino acids. The record is from RefSeq and is a predicted model, not a curated record. Gene Ontology annotation, cellular component: external side of plasma membrane. Gene Ontology annotation, molecular function: signaling receptor activity. The transcript is spliced from 5 exons. Lineage: Eukaryota; Metazoa; Chordata; Testudines; Geoemydidae.
CUGCUGAGCACUUGUCUGGAGCAGCUGUAAAGGGCCUUCCCCCCUAGCAAGGGAGAUGGCAGCGCGGUGGGCCGUGCUGGGGCUCUUGGCUGCCUGCGUGGCCACUGCUGCGAAGGAAUCUGUGCUGAAUGUGUGCAUGGACGCCAAGCACCACAAAACCAAGCCAGGCCCAGAGGGGGCGCUGCAUGGCCAGUGCGCCCUGUGGAAAGACAACGCCUGCUGCACGGCUGAGACCAGCACAGGGGCCCACCAGGACCAGUCCUACCUGUACAACUUCAACUGGAACCACUGCGGGGUGAUGCCAGAGAUGUGCAAGCGGCACUUCAUCCAGGACACGUGUCUGUACGAGUGCUCGCCCAACCUGGGGCCCUGGAUCGACCAGGCAGAUAACAGCUGGCGCCGGGAGAGGAUCCUCAAUGUGCCGCUGUGCAAGGAGGACUGCGAGCUGUGGUGGGAGGCCUGCAAGGACGCCGUCACCUGCAAAGAGAACUGGCACAAGGGCUGGAACUGGACCUCAGGGACCAACCGGUGCCCCCGUGGCUUCACGUGCCAACCAUUCAAAUACGUCUUCCCCCGGCCGGCGGACCUGUGCGAGAAGAUCUGGUCCAACUCCUACAAAUACACCACGGAGCACCGGGGCAGCGGGCGCUGCAUCCAGAUGUGGUUCGACCCUGCCAAAGGGAACCCCAACGUGGCCGUGGCCAAGUACUAUGCCCAGAAUGGGAGAGACGCCUCUCCUGUGCCACGGGCUGUCCUGCUGCUGCUGCCGGCUGCUCUCCUGGCCCUGCUCUGAGCAUCCAGAAGCCUCUGGCAGCUCCACUGGCUUAUACAGGAAAUAUUUCCGCUCGGGGCACAGGGUGUGUUUGCCCUGUUUUGGGCUCUGGCCAGCAGAUUCAGGAUUCUGUCUGGCUACUGCUAACCCUGACAAGACAUGAUAGAACCAGAUUAGUCCCUCCCUUCCCCUGUCAUUGUCCCUCUGAUCUUAUUGUCUGUUCUCCUGCCAGGCUCCUCUCUCCCAGCAGGCUCUGGGGAGAUCCCUCCAUGUCCUGGGGAUCUGAGCUCUGUAACAUGCAGCAACUCCCUGGCUGGGUGUAUUUAUUCUGUCAGGUUCCAGGGCAGGUCCCCUCUAAUUAUGGUGCCCUCAGCUACCUAGCUUCCUUGUCUGAUCCCUGCCAUCCUGCGCACCCUGGAAAUACAGGGGUCCCCUGCCCUGGCUCGCAGCCUGCCCUGGUGUCUCUGCUUCAGCAGACUGGACACUCACAUGGGGCUCCAGUGCACCCCCCACCCCCAAACUACACCCUGCCCUUUAAGGGUGAGCCCAUGUGCAGCCACCACCACCCUUAUGCUCCUAGCUGCAGGGUUCUGCUGCCUAGUUGGAGCAGAUGCAUGGGGAGGGAGGGACCCCCCCUCAACUCCCCUGCUGUCAGAGCUCCCCCACCCCCUCUGUCCUGCCUGGCUCUGGUUUCCCAGCGGGGCUCUCAGCAUGUGGUCAAUGGGAAGCGCUGCCUGGCUUGGCAGGAUGCUCCCAGCUCUAGCUCUUGCCUGGAGCUGGACUCCUGCUCUGCCAGGUGGUGACUGCCUGGCCUCUAACCUGCUCCAGGACUAGCUGUGGCUGCACACCGUGCUCCCAGCGCUGGCUGCAGGCCCAGUGACCAGGGCCAGCCCCUAGCACCAGAGCAGAGCCUGGGCUCGCUGUCCUGCCCUUGUGCCCCUGAGCUGCAGGUGGGAACUGUCUGGAACUGAGACCUCCCAGCUUGUGAGAGAAUCUGGCAAAAUAAACUGUCCCAGCCCUGCUC